AUGGCGGUUUCCGGUCGUAAAAUAUCGGAUUUCAAAGGUUCAGUAUCAACGGGUUCAGGCGAGGACUUCGCGCAUAGUUGUGUCCCUUGUUUAUCUGACGACCAACAUGUAGAAGCUCAUGGAUUUUGUGUUGAUUGCCAGGAAUAUUUAUGUAAAACCUGUCUUCAUUGCCACAAGAAAACGAAAGCCUCGAAAAACCAUCAGUUGCUUGAUAUAGAUAAAGUGGACAAACAUGCCACGACUGAUCAAACGUCAAAUGUCUGCACUGAAAAAUGCCCAACUCAUAGAAAUGAAGUCAUCAAGUUCUUUUGCCCGAAGCAUGAAGAGCUGGGCUGUACUGAUUGCAUGAUAAUGAAGCAUAGGACGUGUGACCUUGAGUAUAUACCAGAUACAUGUACAGGUAUAGGGGACAGUAAAGAAUACAAGGAGACAAUGAGUAAUCUGGAGAAGAAACUUAAAGAAGCGGACGUUGUUAGUAAAGAAGCUAUAAAAAGAAACCAGGAAAUAGAUAUUUGGCAUGACGAGGUGAUAAAAGAUAUAACACAAUUCAGAAAAGAAAUAAAUGAUCAUUUAGAUGCACUGCAAGAGAAGAUUGAGGCAGACGUUACAAAACGGAAAUCCUCGGAUAAACAGAAAGUGAAUGACGUUCUGGAUGUAUGCGCAACUCUUACUUCAAACAUCAAGAAAUCAAAGUCCAAUUUAAUGGAGCAUAAAGCAGCUAAACAAAAUGGUGACCUUUUUAUUGCUAUAAAACGGGCGAAACCAACACUACAGUCAGAAGAGGUGAAACAGGCUGAAAAUGUCAUUGGAAAGACGAUGACUUGGCGAUUUGAAUGCAACAAAGCUUUUGGGAACAUUCUAUCGAUUGACAGCUUUGGAAAAUUGGCGGAAUAUUCCACUAGUAGGGCUUCGGCUCCUAAGAGGCUUACCAGUUCUACCAAGCUGUUACACUUUCCAGAAAGAAACAGUCAGUUAUCUCACAAAGAAGAUAUAAAUGUAAGAACGGAAACAGAUAGUUGGUCAUGUUCUAUAUUUGGUUGUGCCCUCCUCUCAUCUGACAUACUUGUUCUGACGGAUUAUAACAAUAAAAAGUUGAAAGUUGUAAAUACACUGACGAAGACAGUAGUUGACGAGAAAACAUUAGACUCUACUCCAUUUGAUGUGGCCGUUCUUCCGGAGGAUGAGAUUGCUGUGACAAUGCCAGAUAAAGGAGAGAUAUUGAUCAUAAGAACAAAUGGACAGCUGUCAACCUCCCGCAGUAUUAAAGUUCAAGGACGAUGUAGAGGUAUAACCUACCAUCAAGACCAUCUUUAUGUGGUUUGCGCUAGUCCUAGCUGCGUUCUUGUAUUGGAUACCAAAGGCAAUGUCAAGAACAUACUUUCACUUAAAGAUAAAACUGGUUUUGUAUAUCCACGUAACACUGAGCUUAGUCAGGAUAGCCAACUGCUCUAUAUCAGUUAUAGUCAAUCUGACCUGGUGGAAAGUAUAACGUUACAAGGUGAAAUAUCCGCUAAAUACAACGGUACUUGGAAACCUAAUGGAAUGUUGAUGCUAGAUGACGGAUCACUUCUGGUGUGCAAUAUUACGGAAAAUAGCAUUUAUCGACUUCCAGCAAACUUCAAACAAAGCCAACAAGUAGGGACUGGUUUAAAUAAUCCAGUGUCUAUAUGUUGUAGUCCUGAGAAAAAAGAGGUAUAUGUUGGUUGUAGGGAUUGUGACCAACUGAAAGUUUUCAGUCUACAAUAG
Mercenaria mercenaria is the source of this 1746-nucleotide messenger RNA. RefSeq lists its product as uncharacterized. NCBI's taxonomy places the organism in Eukaryota, Metazoa, Mollusca, Bivalvia, Venerida, Veneridae. The record is from RefSeq and is a predicted model, not a curated record. The transcript has a single exon. Gene Ontology annotation, molecular function: zinc ion binding; protein binding. The coding region runs from base 1 to 1746 and encodes 581 amino acids.